Brienomyrus brachyistius is the source of this 1505-nucleotide messenger RNA. Its product is annotated as protein unc-13 homolog B-like. Lineage: Eukaryota; Metazoa; Chordata; Actinopteri; Osteoglossiformes; Mormyridae. Gene Ontology annotation, molecular function: syntaxin-1 binding; diacylglycerol binding; calmodulin binding. Gene Ontology annotation, biological process: neuromuscular junction development; dense core granule priming; synaptic transmission, glutamatergic. The transcript has 14 exons. The coding region runs from base 235 to 1422 and encodes 395 amino acids. The record is from RefSeq and is a predicted model, not a curated record. Gene Ontology annotation, cellular component: neuromuscular junction; synaptic vesicle membrane; presynaptic active zone cytoplasmic component.
GCCUCCCGCCCUUUUCACUGAAUUUAAAAGCGCGUCUCGCGUGCGGUAGUUUGCGGCGCAUCUUUACGUUGCAGAAAGAUCGGGUCUGGCUGAACUGCGUUCCUUUGUCAUUUAAUUUUCAGGACGGAGUGGAUGGUGGAGCAGUGCGCGCGUGCGCCAGUCCCCUGCUUUGCCCACUGGCUCCCGGACUGAGGAACUUCGACCGUUUUAUAUUUUUUCUUUCUGAUUACAUUAAUGCCAUCCCUGAAGAUGUAUUUACUCUGCAUAAAAGUAAAAAGAGGGAAACUGAAUGGACCGCCUGAUAAAUUCAAUGUGUAUGUUACAGUAGAAGUCCAGAAUUUAAAGAGCAUUACUGGACCGAUAAGAGGCAAUGAGCCAUCAUGGGAACAAGAUUACAUGUUUGAAAUUAAUAACUUGGAAAAGGGUCUUUUUGUGGAAGUGUGGGACAAAGGGUUUGUCUGGGACACACUUCUGGGCUCUGUGUGGAUUCCUCUUAUGAGUGUCGAACAUGGAACUAAGGAGGGCCCAGGAAAAUGGUGGCUCUUGAACAGUGUUGUCAUAAUGGAAGGAGCUGAAGUCUGUGGGGUUGAAAAUCCAACACAUCACAAGAUUCUGUUGGAUACCUACUAUGAACUGCCGACAGAGAUUCCGGAGGAUGAAGCUGAUUUUCUAAUACAAAGACUUCUGGCAUUACAUGUAGGUAAAGACACAGAGUGUUCUGGAGAUGAUGCUGAGGACGAAAUGAACCACAAGGAUGCCAAUGAACACCCACCAUUGCAUUCUUUGGCUGAGUGUCCUUUUGAAGACCUAGAUGAUGACUACUGUGGCGACCACAGCCCCCCGCACGCCCUGCCGCAGCGGAGUACUCACGCAAAGCUCACAUGGGCUAAACGACAUCGCCGAAUGGAGGCACAACAGCAGCGCAGGGAUCAGGAGGAAGAGAACCAGGUCCUCAUCUGGAGGAAGGACCUAGAAUCUUGCUCUGUGUGUGGCAAUGCUCUCAGUUUGCAGAAGUCCUUGGGGAUCCAAACUCUGGACAAAGACAAGAUGGACAGCUACCCAGUGGAGAGUGCAACAUGCCAUUGUUCCCAACUGGAGCAUCUAACUUCCCAGGCCAGCCUUUCGGAGGCCGUCGCCGGCUACGUUCCAGUCGUCUCCGAGGGAAACACUGACCCCACCGCCGCCUCCCCCUCCAAAAGCUCCGCCCCACUGUCUGCUGGCUCCCCUGCUCCUGCCCAGAAGACUGAGGAGCAGCCCGCUGGGGUGUCCUGCAUGGAUGAGGCUGAGCCUGGGGUCCCCUGUGGCACUGCAAACCGUCAGGAGCUCAGAGUGGAGAGUGGUGUGUGCAGCACAAGCCAGGCUUCCAGCAGGUGGACCACAGCUCUUCAGAAGCAUAUUUCUGGAGACAUUGUAAAUAUUUAGUGUGUACGCACCAUGUUUUAGACUCACUCGCUGUAUUUUUUGGUCACAGUGUAUUGUAGGUAAAGGUAGAAGUAAUAAGUGAG